AUGACUCCGCCCCACCACAUCACUUUCCCCGUCCAAGAUGAUGAGCAUGCUCGAUGCGCGUGCUGCCUGAUAGACUUCAUUGCGGCCGACCGAAGCUUGAUCCUGACUACCUGCGGGCUCAAGUAUCACACAGUCUGCUUCCAGCGCCUAUCCGAAACCGAAGAGAAAUGUGAAAAGUGCGGCGAGCCACUGUCAAAGAAAAACAAGUUGCAGAUUGCCGGACUCGCCGCCGCAGGCGUGGUAGGAGGCGUCCUCCUGGCGCCAAUCGUUGCUCCGGCUGCGCUCGGUCUGGUCGGCUUCGGCGCAGCUGGUCCGGUAGCUGGGGGCAUCGCCGCAGGUAUUCAAGCAGGUAUCGGCAACGUCGCCGCUGGCUCGCUCUUCGCAGCUUGCCAAAGCGUUGCGAUGGGGGGAGCCUUACCGGCUACAUGGGCAGCAAUAGGUGGUCUCAUCGGCGGAGGUGCCGCCGCUGGAGCUGCCGCUGCCAAUCGCAGAUAA
Messenger RNA from Punctularia strigosozonata HHB-11173 SS5, 495 nucleotides. RefSeq lists its product as uncharacterized. NCBI's taxonomy places the organism in Eukaryota, Fungi, Basidiomycota, Agaricomycetes, Corticiales, Punctulariaceae. The transcript is spliced from 4 exons. Gene Ontology annotation, cellular component: membrane. The record is from RefSeq and is a predicted model, not a curated record. The coding region runs from base 1 to 495 and encodes 164 amino acids.